Messenger RNA from Exserohilum turcica Et28A, 1266 nucleotides. RefSeq lists its product as uncharacterized. The transcript has a single exon. The record is from RefSeq and is a predicted model, not a curated record. NCBI's taxonomy places the organism in Eukaryota, Fungi, Ascomycota, Dothideomycetes, Pleosporales, Pleosporaceae. The coding region runs from base 1 to 1266 and encodes 421 amino acids.
AUGGCCAUGUCUUCUUCUUCUCCCUGUGUUGCGCUUCUUGGUACCUGUGAUACGAAACUAGAGGAGCUGCUUUUUCUUCGAGACGUCAUUCAACACAAUGAUGUCAGCGUGGUGCUCAUCGACGUGGGCCGUAGCUCUACAAAGCAUGACGCUAUCAAUGUCAGCCAGCAACAGCUACUGAACGAAUUCGGCAAUGGAAUACAAGUUGGUGAUCUGCCACGGGGAGAGGUCAUCAAGACUAUGGCGGCCUGUGCAACAAAGGCUGUCAAGAAGCUAUUAGAUGAAGGCAGCAUUCAUGCCCUGAUCAAUGCAGGUGGAUCAGGCGGCACAUCACUCGCUGCAGAAGUUAUGAGGAAUGCGUUACCUAUUGGCUUUCCGAAGCUAAUCGUUUCCACCGUAGCGAGUGGCGACACGGGGCCAAUUGUCGGGGAAACAGAUAUUACGAUGAUGUACAGUGUCGUCGACGUGGCUGGAUUGAAUCAAGUUCUCAGAAAUGUACUCAGCAAUGCCGGUGCAGCCAUCUCGGGUAUGGCUCGUACGUAUGCAUCAAGAACUCAGAACAGGGCUCAUCCACAGAAGAAGCGCGUUGGGAUUACCAUGUUUGGCGUUACAACCCCCGCCGUUGAUGCGAUUCGGAAAUACCUGGAGUCCAACUACGACAUUGAGACAUAUGUGUUCCAUGCGACAGGACACGGAGGAAAGGCCAUGGAGCGACUUGUUCGAGAAGGCGGGCUCGACGCUGUGCUCGAUCUUACAACGACAGAGAUCUGCGACCAUCUUACCGGCGGUGUUAUGAGUGCUGGUGAACAUCGUUUAGAAGCCACUGCCACAGCUGGGAUACCAAACAUUAUAUCUGUGGGUGCAACGGAUAUGACAAACUUCGGUCCCAUGAAUACAGUCCCGGAACGUUACAAGAACCGCAAGCUAUACGAGCACAAUCCUGUUGUUACAUUGAUGAGGACAUCCGAAGACGAAGCAGUACAAGUGGGUGAGUUCAUCGCGGCGCAGUUGAAGAAGCAUGCGAAAAAUCCACAAGCAGUGCAAGUUUGGCUUCCCAAAGGAGGAAUCAGCAUGAUUGCAACACCUGGAGGACCGUUUGAAGAUACAAAGGCCGAUAAUGCGCUUUUCAAUGCUAUCAAAGAUGGGCUUCGAACGAGUGGAAUCGACAUUGUCGAAGACGAGCGGCCCAUAAACGACGAAGGUUUUGCGCAUGAUAUCGCAAAAGCCUUAAUUGCAAGGAUGGGAAUUGAACGCAAAACCACUUAG